Messenger RNA from Anopheles marshallii, 720 nucleotides. It is a transcript of the gene ND-24, whose product is annotated as NADH dehydrogenase [ubiquinone] flavoprotein 2, mitochondrial. Bases 1 to 720 code for a protein of 239 amino acids. The record is from RefSeq and is a predicted model, not a curated record. Gene Ontology annotation, biological process: mitochondrial electron transport, NADH to ubiquinone. The transcript is spliced from 5 exons. Gene Ontology annotation, molecular function: NADH dehydrogenase activity. Lineage: Eukaryota; Metazoa; Arthropoda; Insecta; Diptera; Culicidae.
AUGUUGCGCUUGUUCGCUAACACCCUGCGACUCGGGGCCACCCGGCCUCUGAGCACGUCAACGGUGAAGCUGAGUGACAAUUUGUUCGUGCAUCGUGAUACUCCCGAAGAUAAUCCGAGCAUUCUGUUUGAGUUUACUGCCGAUAAUCAGAAGAGAGCCGAAGCCAUUUUGAACAUCUAUCCAGAGGGACACAAACGGGGUGCUAUGAUUCCGCUGCUGGACCUUGCCCAACGGCAGCACGGUUGGCUGCCAAUCUCGGCCAUGCACAAGGUGGCCGAUAUCCUGGGUCUACCCCAUAUGCGAGUGUACGAAGUGGCCACAUUCUACACAAUGUUUAUGCGAAAACCGACCGGAAAGUAUCACAUUCAGGUGUGCACUACUACCCCGUGCUGGUUGCUAGGAUCCGACGAAGUGCUGGAAUGUUGCAAGAAAAACCUGGGAAUCGGUGUUGGAGAAACUACUAAAGAUGGUAAAUUUACUAUCUCCGAGGUGGAAUGUCUGGGUGCUUGCGUAAAUGCUCCGAUGUUGGCAGUGAACGAUGAUUAUUACGAGGAUUUAAGUGUAGCUGAUACGGAAGAAAUUUUAAAAAGUCUCAAACAGGGACAACAGCCUCGCCCGGGACCACGCAAUGGACGAUUUGCCUCUGAACCAGUGGGUCAGCUGACCUCACUUACCGAGGAACCGAAAGGUCCUGGGUUUGGACUCCAGGCAGGACUGUAG